AUGUGGCAUAAAGACACGCGCGCCCCGCUGACGAUCGAGCGAUGCCUCUCGUCGAUGCCCUCGGACACCGCCGACCUCGCGCGGGAAUCGCACGCCUGGCUCCAAAAGCACGGCGCCAUCAACUACGGCGCGAUCGACGUGCCGCCGCCCAAGCCCCCGACGCCCGAGCCCGAACCGGCGCCCGAAAACGCCGAGCCCGAAGACGCCAGCCCGCCGACGACGAUCACGGACGAGCUCCUCACCGAGCGCACCGUCGCGUACCUUCGCACCGCGGACAUGAACACCACAACCGAGAAACAGAUCCGCAAGGCGAUCGAAGCCGAACUCGGCGCCGAUCUCACCGAAAAGAAACUCGUGGUUCGCGCCAUCGUCACCGGGUUCCUGGAAGACCCGGACAAGUACAGGGACGUCGGUAAGGGUAAGGGCGCCGAGGAGAGGCGCGAGGACGCCGCCAAGGCCAAGGCGGCCGUCGCCAAGGCCAAGGCGGAGAUCGAAGCCGCCAAGCCCAAGCCCACCAAGCCGGUGAUCAUCGUCGGCGCGGGCCCCGCGGGUCUCGCGGCGGCUCGCAUGCUGACGUCGCACGGGCACGCCUGCGUCGUCCUCGAGGCGCGCGAUCGCGUCGGCGGGCGCGUGCACACGGAUAGCUCGUCCCUGUCCGUUCCGGUGGACAUGGGCGCGUCCAUCAUCACCGGGUGCGCCGCGGAUGCCAAGCGGCGAACGGGAUUGCCGUGGCUCGGCGUCCGAGCCGAUCCGUCCGCCACGAUCGCCGCGCAGCUCGGCUUGGGGCUCAAGACGCUCGGGAACAAGCUCCCGCUGUACGACGGCGUCACCGGCGAGCUCGUGAGCGAUGAGUUGGACGCCAGGGUGGAGAGGCACAGGGACGCGCUGAUGGAUCGCGCGAGGCUUCGGGUGGAUCGGGAGGGCGACGACGCCACCGCGAAGAUGUCUCUGGCGGAGGUGAUCGAGGACGAGCUGGAGCAGGCGUUCGGCGAGAACGUGGCCCCGUCGCCGGCGGCAGCGGCGGCGGCGGAUGGAGCCGGCGAGGGCGAGGAGGACGGCGAGAAGAGGGAGAAGGUGACGCUCACCGCGCGGGAGAGGAGGUUGCUGGGGUGGCACUGGGCCAACCUCGAAUACGGGUGCUCCGCGCCCCUCUCGAAGAUAUCCAUGGCGCACUGGAACCAGGACGAGCCGUACGGCGGAUUCGGCGGCCCGCACUGCAUGGUCAGAGGCGGGUACGGCCAGAUAACGGACGCCCUCGCCGCGGGGUUGGAGAUUCGCUUUAAGAUCGUCGUGAAAAAGGUGGAGCACUUCGGGGGCGAAGGCGACGCCGGCGGCGUCGUCGUCCACGUCGCGAACGGCGAGCGUUUCGAGGGGAGCGCGUGCAUCGUGACCGCGCCCCUGGGCUGCCUCAAAUCCGGCGACAUCGAGUUCGUCCCGCGGUUGUCCGAGGCCAAGUCGGUGGCGAUUCAGCGACUCGGUUUCGGCCGCCUCAACAAGGUUGUGAUGGAGUUUGAAAAAUCCUUCUGGGACGACGGCGUCGAUUACUUCGGCGCCGCGCGCGAGCACUACGCCCCGGACGCCCAGGCCACCGGCGACGACCCCAUCGGCGGACGCGGGCGCAUGUUCAUGUUCUGGAACCUCAAGGAGGCGUGCGGCGGCGCGAGCGUCCUCGUCGCGCUCGUCGCGGGAUCCGCCGCCGAGGCGAUGGAAUCGGGCGACGAGUCGGAGUCGUCGCUGGUGGCGUCCGCGAUGGGCGUCCUGCGACGCAUCUUCUCCGACAGGGCCAGCGACGUGACGACGCCCAAGAAGGUGGCGGUAUCGCGCUGGGGAUCCGAUCCGUACGCGAAGGGCAGCUACUCGUACGUGGCUGUGGGUGCAUCCGCCGACGAUUACGACGAGCUCGGUCGACCCGAAGAGUCGAGCGGCGGUCGCCUGCUCUUCGCGGGGGAGCACACGUGCAAGGAGCAUCCGGACACCGUCGGCGGCGCCAUGCUGACGGGGUGGCGCGCGGCGAGGCACGCGCUGCACGUCAUGAACGGCGCCUCCGGCCUUCCUUUCGACGAGGUGUUCAAGUUGGUCUCCCUCGAGGACAUCGCGGGGUCGGACGAUUCGGAAGAUUCGGACGUAUCCGGAUCGUCCGACGACUCGGACGACGAGGACGACGCCGACCGCGGGAAGAAGAGGAAGAAGGAGACGAAGAAGGAGACGAAGAAGCGCCGCGGGAAGAAGGGCCGACGCGUCGACGGCGAGGACGGCCCGGAGGAUGACGAGAAGGCUCGCGAGCGCGUGCGCAGGCGCCUGGAGAAGGAGAAGCAGGAGCGGAUGGAACAACUCGCGAGGGAGCAGAAGGAGAUGACCGACGGCAAGGAGGAGGUGAAGCGGGUGCUCCGCCUCGUCUCCGCCUGCCCCGACGGGGCGUCCGCGCCCGUCGACGCCGUCACGUUCGACGGGAUGCUCGAGAUGAUGCCCAGCUUGGAGACGGCGUCGGGCCGCGGCGCCUUUUGCCAAUGCGCCGUCGCCAAGAUGCCGCGCGCGCAGCUCGCGUCGUUGGCUCUCAAAGACGAAGGCGCGUGUCUCGCCGUCCUCGCCACCUGGCUCGAGCAGGUCCCGUCCAAGCCCAGCGGCAAGGAGCUCUCCUCGAAGAUGCUCAAGCUGCUGCUCGCGUUGGACACCGACGCGGUGGACGCGCGGGCGCUGAAAGAGUCGGGGGUGGCGAGAGUCGUCGCCGACCGCUUCAACGCGCACGCCAUUCCCGAGAUUCGACUCCUCGCCAGGCGAUGCGCGCACCACUGGUCCAAGGCGGCGUCCGCGGCCAAGGCCAGGAGGGACGCGCAGUCGUCAAAGGCGGGUUUGGCGCCGGAGGACACGCCGCUCGGCGAUUUCAUCGACGACGACGACGCUUCGAUGGACGAUUCCGACUCGGAACGCGAGUACGACCCGGACGGAAAGCGUAGGAAAAAACGAGCCGAGCAAAAACCGCCUCCGAAGCCGAUGACGGUGGAGGAGAUCAUCGAGUCCGCGGCUGGGCUCCAGGAAGGGUUCGCCGCAGCGGAGGCGCAGAGGCUCAAGCUCGAGGCGGACGCCGCCCUCGCCGCCGCGCACGCGGCUGCGGCGGAUGCCAAAGCCGAAGCUAUUCGCGCCGAGGAGGUUGCGAAGGAGCGUCUUCGCGGGGUCUGGGACGCCGCGCCCCGCGUGGGUAAGAAGCAGAAGCUUCGCAUGAAAACCUUCGAGGAUUUCGCCAAGCACAAGACGGCGAAGCGCGAGCACAAGAAGCGCCAGCGCUUGGAGCGCGAGCGCGAGGACGCGGAGGAUGCGAGGAUGGAGGCGGAGGAGGCGGCGGCGGCGGAGCGGGGCGCGGGGGGUUCGCCCGGCGGCGGCGACACAGCUGGCGGUGGCGGAGUCGACCUCGCCGCCGCCGCCGCUGAGGCUGCGAGGGUCGCGUCUCUCGGCCCCGAGGAGCGAUACCGCGAGAACGUCAAGAAGGCGGUGCGCUUCUACGUGCGAAAGCAGCUGAAGCAGGGCAUCAAGGAGAAGAAGCUCCGCGGGUUGAACAAGGAGCUGUGCGGUAAAAUCGAGGAGAAGAUCGCCGCGAAGGUUGUCGAGGGGAGCACCAGUCUGGGCGCGCCGGGCGACAGCGUCGAGGCGUUCUUGUCCAAGCAGCGGCGGGAGAAGGUGAAGAAGAUGGUGGAGUCGUACGCGGCGUCGUACGCAAAGGCUAAGAAGUAG
Molecule: messenger RNA, 3726 nt
Organism: Micromonas commoda
Lineage: Eukaryota; Viridiplantae; Chlorophyta; Mamiellophyceae; Mamiellales; Mamiellaceae
Product: histone demethylase
Exons: 1
Coding region: 1-3726 (1241 amino acids)
Molecular function (GO): oxidoreductase activity; protein binding
Source: RefSeq, a predicted model, not a curated record